AUAUCAGUCGUCACAUUGCACAACCUUGUGAGCUUCAUCCUUCACUCUCAACUCUUCACUCCAAAUAUUGUGUUUUCCACCAAAAACUGUGAAGAUAUUCCAUUUCGAGAGCUACAGCUUCCAACGCUGUCUUCUUUUCAUUUUGUUUUCGUAUCUGGACUUCUCAACAAUGACGAAGUGGUUGUUGACAUGGACCGCUACCUUCCUGGUACUAGCUGCUGCAGAGCAACCUGAAGCUCCCAAACCUGUCGCAGCUCCUAUGAGGCCUCUGCCAUGGGGUCAACUUAAUUUCAUGCAGACAACAGAUACCCAUGGCUGGCUAGCGGGACAUCUACAAGAAGCACAAUACUCUGCGGACUGGGGCGACUAUAUCUCAUUUGCAGAGCGUAUGCGGGAGAAAGCAGAUGGUUUGGGGGUGGAUGUUCUUCUCAUUGAUACAGGCGAUCGGAUAGAGGGCAACGGACUCUACGACUCAACAACACCGAAAGGGAAAUACCUAUACGAUAUCAUCAAGGAACAAGAUAUUGAUGUCCUAUGUACUGGAAACCACGAAUUAUACCAACUCGAUGCUGCAGACCGAGAAUACGAACAGUCCGUUCCGAACUUCAAGGGUAACUACCUUGCUUCAAACCUCGAUUAUAUCAAGCCAAAGACGGGGGAGCAAGUUCCUAUGGCACCACGAUUUAGAAAAUUUACGACCAAGAAUCAAGGCAUCCGAGUAUUAGCAUUUGGGUUUCUCUUUGACUUUACUGGGAAUGCCAAUAACACCGUUGUUCAACCAGUAGAGAACACUAUCAAAGAAAAGUGGUUUCAGGACGCAAUCAGAGAAGAUGUCGACCUUUUCGUUGUGAUCGGACAUGUCAUGUUAGAUGGACCUGAAUACAAGGCAAUUUUCAAGGCUAUUCGGAGCCAGAAGUGGGACACGCCUAUUCAGUUCUUUGGCGGCCACAGUCAUAUUCGCAACUAUGUCAAGUACGAUUCGAAAUCUUAUGGCGUGCAAGCCGGCAGAUAUAUGGAGACCAUUGGAUGGAUGUCCAUCGAUGGCAUUAAGGGGAAAGGAAAGAAAGACUAUCCGAAAGAGCUUGCUAGCAUGUCAUUCAAGAGAAGAUACAUUGACAACAAUCUUUUCGGAUAUUAUUACCACACGGGAUUGAACGAGACAACCUUUACAACAGGGCACGGGAAAAACGUCUCGAAGCAAAUCCACGAAGCAAGAAAGGCAGAAGAUCUUGAUGAACUCUACGGAUGUGCACCCAAAGAUCUCUGGCUUAAUCGAGCCCCUUAUCCAAGCAACGACAGCUUGGUCACAUGGCUGGAAACUGAGGUUAUUCCAGUUAUUACUGUUAAUGAGGACCGAAAGGAUGUCCCUCGGCUUGCACUCACCAAUACGGGUGCCAUGAGAUUCGACGUCUUCAAAGGACCCUUCACCCGCGACACAACUUACAUCCUCUCUCCGUUCGUCAGCAAAUUCCUUUACAUCAAAGACGUGCCAUACAAGUCCGCAAAACAAGUUCUCAAAAUCAUCAACAGCGGAGGAGACUUUUUCACAUUUAGCGACCACGAAGCUACUCGUUUAGCACCACCAGAACAAAUGUACAUCAAAUCCGCAAUCAUCGCUCCUAGCGUUCCAAACCACGACUACAUCCCAGGAGCACAAUCACCACUCCUUUCAUCAGCACCAGAUUUAAUUCCAGGCUAUACAACCAAAGAUGCAGCAGGAGAUGACGGAGACGAUACGCUGCACGCCCCCAUCACCUUCUACCCCGUACCCAACGUGAUCCAAAGCGCCAUUGCCAUGCCCGCAGAAGGUGACCCGGAAACGGUAGACCUUGUCUUUAUCGAUUUUAUCAAACCGUGGGUUUUAGUGGCUUUACGAUUCACGGGGCAGAUUUAUAGCGAGGCGGAUGUAGAGGUUUACAUUGAGGAGACGCUGACUGAUAAGAUGGUGGGCUGGAUUCGGGAGAAUUGGAAGCAGGAUUGCUAGAUUGUACACUAUGGUAUUUGGAAGGGGAUGAACAGAUUGGGGAUAUCUGCAGGCGUUGGGUGUGAUUUAGCUACUGUUAAAGAUAUAUUUCUGUAUCAAAUUCCAGAAUUUGCAAC
Mollisia scopiformis is the source of this 2100-nucleotide messenger RNA. RefSeq lists its product as uncharacterized. Lineage: Eukaryota; Fungi; Ascomycota; Leotiomycetes; Helotiales; Mollisiaceae. Gene Ontology annotation, molecular function: hydrolase activity. Gene Ontology annotation, biological process: nucleotide catabolic process. The record is from RefSeq and is a predicted model, not a curated record. The transcript is spliced from 2 exons. The coding region runs from base 170 to 1984 and encodes 604 amino acids. Gene Ontology annotation, cellular component: cytosol.